Cornus florida is the source of this 1177-nucleotide messenger RNA. RefSeq names its product peroxidase 2-like. The transcript is spliced from 3 exons. Gene Ontology annotation, biological process: hydrogen peroxide catabolic process; response to oxidative stress. The record is from RefSeq and is a predicted model, not a curated record. Gene Ontology annotation, molecular function: peroxidase activity; heme binding. Bases 116 to 1078 code for a protein of 320 amino acids. Lineage: Eukaryota; Viridiplantae; Streptophyta; Magnoliopsida; Cornales; Cornaceae.
CUAUGAUUUUUUUUUUCCCCCUAUAAAUACACUUACCACCUUAUUUGAAUGGACAACACAAAGUAACACAGAGCACUACUAGCUAUAUAUCCAAUUUAAUCAAAACUCAUUAGAAAUGGCUUCACAUAGCUUCUUCUAUCUCCAUGCCCUAGUCUUGUUUGCUCUUGCAAGCACAGCCUUCUCAUCCCCACUCUCUCCUUGUUACUAUAACAAAGUCUGCCCCAACGCUUUGCCAACCAUCAAGCAAGUUGUGGAGGAUGCAGUGCAGAAAGAGCGACGUAUGGGCGCUUCUUUAAUGCGUCUGCACUUCCAUGAUUGUUUUGUUAAUGGCUGUGAUGCUUCAAUUCUUCUAGACCCGACAUCCACCAUUGAUAGUGAAAAGAACUCGAUUCAUAAUGCAAAUUCUGCUAGGGGAUUUGAAGUCAUUGACAAGAUCAAAUCGGAGGUAGACAAAGUUUGUGGAGGUCCAGUGGUCUCUUGUGCUGACAUUUUGGCAGUUGCAGCUCGUGACUCUGUGGUCUUGCUAGGAGGACCAACAUGGAAGGUGCAACUAGGGAGGAGAGACUCAACCACUGCAAACAGGACUGCAGCCGACAAUGACAUUCCAGCACCAUCCAUGGACCUUCCUGCACUUAUCAACAACUUCAAGAAGCAAGGACUUGAUGUCAAAGACCUAGUCGCGCUCUCCGGUGGUCACACCUUAGGGUUUGCUCAGUGCAGGGCCUUCAGGGACCGCAUUUACAAUGACACCAACAUUGACACUGCAUUUGCUGGCCAGCGUCGGUCCACAUGUCCACGCAGCAGCCCAUCCGGCGACUCCAACCUUGCUACUCUUGACCCCACAGCUGCGCUCUUUGACACCAAGUACUACUCCAACUUGGUGAAGAAGAAGGGGCUUCUACAUUCUGAUCAGGCACUGUUUAAUGGUGGUGAAACUGAUGGACUGGUGAAGAGCUAUGUCACAAAUGCUGGUGCUUUCUCGACAGACUUUACAAACUCUAUGAUCAAAAUGGGUAACAUAAAGCCAUUAACUGGGAAGAAAGGUCAGAUUAGGUUGAACUGUAAGAUGGUGAACUAAAAAUGGUUGGAGCUGCUGACACAGUCUAUAUAUAUUUUUAUUCUUUUUUGUAACCAAUAAAACUGGUUGAUUUUUAAAUUUUUUUUUUUUUUCAAGAAA